AUGCCCGGCGGGAUAUCAGCUGGGUUCUACAGCAGGUACCCCCUCGCCUUUCCUGCAUACUCGUUCCACCUCCCAGUCUUGGACUACUUGCCGUAUAGCAUCUUCUCGAUCAACGUCGCGAUGCCUGCCGUCCUCGCACCCGCAAAGGCUCUCGUCACCGGCGCAAACGGCUAUGUUGCUGCAUGGGUCGUGCGAGCCUUCCUUGAAGAAGGUUACUCCGUCACUGGAACUGUACGCUGUACAUCUAAGGGUGAACAUCUCACGAAGAUCUUUUCCUCCUUCGGCGAUAAAUUCAAGGUGAAGGUCGUUGAGGACAUGACAGUUCCAGGGGCCUUUGACGAUGCCGUAAAGGGCGUCGACAUUGUCGCCCACACCGCUAGCCCAUUCUACCUCACCGCGAAAACACCUCACGAGCUCAUUGAGCCUGCCGUGCGCGGUACCGUGGGAGUCCUCGAAUCCAUCCAGAAGGCCGGCACUUCUGUACGCCGUGUCGUCAUCACCUCCAGCGUUGCGGCCAUCCUCAACCCGCCUGACUCUGGUGUCCUGGACGAGACCUCGUGGAAUGUCAAUCACCCGAAGGAGGUACAGGAGAAGGGAGCGGAGGCCAGUGGAUCUGCAAAGUACUGCGCAAGUAAAUCAAUUGCAGAGCGCUCUGCCUGGGACUUCGUUCAGAAGCACCAGCCUCAAUGGGACAUCGUCACCAUCAACCCCUCUCUCGUCCUUGGGCCUCCCAUUCAUGAAGUACCCAGCCUCGACAAGCUCAACGAGUCGGUCAGGCAACUUCACGACGUCCUGUUCAAGAAUAUAUACGACCCCGAGGCUCUCGCGACUAUAAACAAUAACUGGGUCGAUGUCCGUGACGUCGCGAAGGCGCACAUGCUUGCUGCGAAGAUCCCCGCUGCUGGCGGAGAACGCUUCAUCGUUAGUUAUGGGAAAUUUUACUGGCAAGACAUCGUCGACGCUGCCAAUGAUGUCGAUUCAUCCAUCCCCCUCAAGGGAAAGUACGGCGCUACGAAGGAUAAGGAAGUGUCCGCAACAUUCCCGCGCGCCAAGUCAGAGCGCAUCCUGGGGCUCAGAUACACGGACCUGCACUCAUCCAUCCACGAUUCCUUGGCUUUCUUUAAAGGCUUCCCGCAGUGA
Messenger RNA from Peniophora sp. CBMAI 1063, 1140 nucleotides. The record is from the annotation of a GenBank genome assembly. Lineage: Eukaryota; Fungi; Basidiomycota; Agaricomycetes; Russulales; Peniophoraceae.